CAAACACCGCUAACUUCUCUCUUUCUCCCUCCAUGGCUAAUCAGGCUUUGAUACCACUUAACCAACACCAGCCGCCGCUGCCGCCUCCAUCACCGCCAUUAAUACCACAACCAGCGCUACUACCAUCAGCACCAAUGGGUCGUGGGAAAACCUUAGCAUCUACUGCAGCCAACUUAGCAAACCUUUUGCCAACAGGAACCGUACUUGCAUUCGAAGCCCUUGUGCCUUCUUUCUCAAAUGAUGGCGAGUGUUUUGCAGCCAAUAGGUACCUCACCUUAGGCGUGAUUAUUUGUUGUUCGCUAGUUUGUUUCCUCUCCUCCUUCACUGAUAGCUUCGUCGGUCAUGAUGGCAAGAUUUACUAUGGUAUUGCCACCUUCAAGGGCCUAUAUGUGUUUAAUGACUGUGACUGUAGCGAUGGAUGUGGGGAGGAAGAAAUAAAAGGCAACAAGAAGACUAAUUACAGAAUCACUUUGAUAGACUUUAUUCAUGCCUUCUCGUCGCUAAUUGUGUUCUUGGUUUUUGCUAUUAGUAGCUCUAAUGUGCAAGAAUGUUUCUUUUCUAAAGCAGGACCUAAUGAGAAACAAAUUAUCAUGAAUUUGCCAUUGGGAAUUGGUUUGUUCAGCAGUUUUCUGUUCACAAUAUUUCCUACUAGACGCAGAGGAAUUGGAUACGGAGACAUGACACCAGCCCAUGACCAAAAGGUCCACAACCCCUCCAACUCGAAAGCUUAAAGUGCUCAAAGUCCAAUAAUUGACACUUGGAUUGGAUGAUAGUCAAUGUAACUUGUAAAUGGAUAAAUGCUAUCCAAUCCAAUAACUUUGGAAGACAUGAGUGUUAUGCAAAAUGAAGAAAUUAACUAAAUUUAAAAUAAUAUCAAAUAAAAGUUAAAUAGUGAAGCAAUUAUGUUCA
Molecule: messenger RNA, 909 nt
Organism: Ricinus communis (castor bean)
Lineage: Eukaryota; Viridiplantae; Streptophyta; Magnoliopsida; Malpighiales; Euphorbiaceae
Product: protein DMP10
Exons: 1
Coding region: 33-731 (232 amino acids)
Biological process (GO): endomembrane system organization
Source: RefSeq, a predicted model, not a curated record